Molecule: messenger RNA, 15690 nt
Organism: Daktulosphaira vitifoliae (grape phylloxera)
Lineage: Eukaryota; Metazoa; Arthropoda; Insecta; Hemiptera; Phylloxeridae
Gene: poe
Product: E3 ubiquitin-protein ligase UBR4
Exons: 72
Coding region: 197-15550 (5117 amino acids)
Molecular function (GO): zinc ion binding; protein binding
Source: RefSeq, a predicted model, not a curated record
UUUUAUUAAAAAUUUUGUGAUCAUAGUUCGUUGCCUCUCGAGUUAUUACAAAUUUUUGUCAAUAAAUUUCCUGAUAUUAAUUAAAUUUGUUAUAUAAAUCAUUUUGUCGAAUCAAUAAACACAAAUGAAGAACUUAUUGUUUGCAAUGAUUUAGUACUUGAAAUAAUCUGAAUAAAAAUAUCACAAUAUUUAUAAUAUGAAUUUUCAUAUUGAAUUGGAUUGGACAUCCAUAAAAUUCUUAUUUUAUGAUAGUGGUUCCAAUACCAAGAGUAACUUGACAUGUUUAUUAAAAUUUUUAUUUCAAAAUGAAAAUUAUAUUUUGGAACAUAACAUCAUUGAAAACAAAUUUUAUCUUUAUUUUGUCAUUUUAGCUGCAAAUUAUAUUGGUCAACAUUGUAAUUUAUUUGAAACAACUGAGCUUUCUGAUGUAACGAAAGGUUGUAAAAUCCUUAUGAAAUGCCUUCUUUCAUUUAUGGAACAAAUUAGAGAAAGUGAUGGUUUGGAUUUAUGUUCAUCUAAUUUAAACUUGUCUUUAGCAGCUAUUUCAGCUCUCUGUACUGCAAAGCCAUUAAAUACCUCCGAGUUUGUUUCUGUUGUAGCUUUUAUAAAAGAAUGGCCAUCUAAUAAUACACCAUUAUAUGGUGAUAAUGAAAAUGAUGGCAAAAAAACUCAAGUUUAUGCAUCUAUUGUUGAUCAAAUGGUCAAGCCCUUAGACAGAAGUAAAAUAUGUACUAAUAAUGUAAUUAACACACAUAAUGUGGAUAUUAAGCAAUUGUUAAUUGAAAAAAAUAUUUCUAACUUACAAGAAUUGGGGGCAAAUUCUAUUAUUUUUGAAACUUGUACUAAACUUCCAAUGCUUAAAAGAUAUAUUAUUAAAAUGGAUGCCAUUUUGUUAAAUGGAAGUAAUAUACAUUUAAUUGAUCCAGUUGGAGUUAAGCUUUCAUAUAAAUUUAUGUUGUUGGACAUAACAUUUGUUGAAAAUGCUUUGAUGCUACCUAUUUUUGAGCCUCUAACAGGAGGAUGCUUACAACAACUAACUUGUAUUAUGAUAGCUUGUGUCAAGGUUGCUUUGUUUGCUCAAGGUAUUAAUUACAAUACUACAAGUUCAGAUAAUAAUUCCAGUAAUGAAGAAGAUAUUUUGUGGAAUCAAGCAGUCAAAACAAUUGAAAAAACUGUCUCCAUAAUGCAAAUAGUUUCUAACACUUUAAAAAAUUACUCAUAUUUAGUUCAUCAGAAUUAUAAUAUGAUUGUCACUUGGGUUCUUCUUAAUGGUCUAAAUGAUAUAGUACUAAAAACUUAUGAAGUAAAUCCAAUUAAAGAUGAAAAAGUCAUAAAACAUAAGGGAAAAGAUGUUUCUUUGAAAUUUUCAUCCAAAAAUUCUUUCAAUGUUUUAUCUGUCACACUGGCAAAUGAAAUGUUCAAUAUGAUAUUAGACAAUUUAGAAAAUGCAAAAAAAGAAUCAAUAUCUGAUAAAAUGAUGAGACUAACAACACAGUCAGAAAUAUUACCAGCAAAAUUAGAUAUCUGUUCUAAUACUCGUGCAUGUGAAAGAUUACAAAGAAUUUUUCAAACUAUUCCUGUAGUUAAAUUUUUCUAUCAGUUAGCUACAGUUUGUCAUCGAAAGAUUAUGCUUUUAAUUAUGAAUAAAAAUAAAAUAAAUGGGAUUCACGCUUUAAGUUUGGAAUCAGUAGACAUGUAUCCUGGAACAUCUGAAAGUGCAACACCCGAAGAAGAUGAUAUAGAUCAUGAGUCAUUGUUUGGAGCUUGGUUUGAAGAAGUUUUAACAUUAGGUGAUCAACAAAUUGAAAAUAUGUCAUCUAAAAAUCAAGUAACUGAUUAUACUUUAGAUCAAAGCGUUGUUGGUGCUUCAGUUUUAAAAGUAGUACCAGAAGCCGAUGAUCCAGAAGCGUAUUUGAUAUUAAUAUCAAGAAUAUUUAAUAUAUUAGACAUUUAUUUUUUGAACACUGAAUGUGACUUAAUUACUAAAUAUAUGGCCAAAAGUGUGCAAUCUGAUCAUCUUGUUAUCUUAGGAAAAUUAAUAAAAGAAGUGGAUUGGGCUCCUAUCAACUAUGAUCUUUUGUGUAUUAAUAAUUCUCACCAAAAUGUUUCUUCUUCAAUUGGUAUAUUUUUACAUAAUCUAAUUGCUAAUGACUACUUACCAGAUCUUCAGCAAAAUGAAUUACUGGAAUUAAUUGGGAUUACAAUUCCACUUGGAAUAGAAAACAAUAAAUGGCCAUUGCAGAUAUAUCCUAGAACAUUAGCGAUAUUAGCACAAGUAUUGCUGAAAAAAAAUAUGGCUGAAAGGGAUGAACUAUCGGUGCAAAUAUGGAAAAAUCUUAUUUAUACAUUAAGUAAUAUAAUUAAAUAUCCAGCAAAUACUUUAGAAGAUUUUGAAGACUUAAAUGUGGAACAUGCUCAACUUUUAAUAUUUUUAUUUAAUUUAAUGUCACUGACUUAUAAAAAAAACAUUCUUCUUUCUAUUUGUAAUACAAUAGUUGAAGCUAAAAUCUGUCUUGAUUGGAAUUCAGUUUAUAAUAAUCACAUAUUAGCUUUAAGUAGAUUACUCUUAUUCUUUGAUUACAUGGUUCGAAGGUUAUAUGAUGUUCCAGAAUAUUUAAUAACACAAGUGGAAUGGAAUUUAAUGCGUGUUAGAAGUGAAAUAAAAGAUAAUUUAGAUGAAGUUCAAUCAAUUGAAGAAAAUAAUUAUAUGACUUAUAAUUCAAUUGAAGAUAAUAUUCGAAGUAAAUCUGAUUUCAAUGGAAAUUCUUUUGCAGUAAAACCUUGUUUUUAUAAGUUUCUUGAUGAUAAACAAGUUGGAAAUGAAGUACCUAAGCUAGAUGGAUUGGCUGUUAAUUUUAUACUAAGUUAUCCAGAAAAACUAAGUUAUCCUCAGUUAUUGCAAGCUUUAUUGGAUAUUACUUCUACUAUAAAUUUAUGUACAAAACUACAAAAUGUGUGGAGGGAAAAUGAUAGUUCAAUUGAAUAUCAUUUUAAUUCAUUUAAUUUAUGUAGUAUUGAGUAUUGCUUUACUAUUGCAUUGAAAUUACUUUUGUCGUUGCCAGUACCUACCCACAAAUUAAAUGAAAUGUUAGAUGACAAAUCUUCAGGUUUUGAUCCACCUAAUUUACUAUAUUUAUUAAUGUGGGGUCCUAAAUGUGGCUCAAGAGUGUAUGGUAGUUGGUUAAAGGAAAACAUUUCCAAACAGAGUAGCUUGUUAGAUAAUACUUCUAAAGAUAUAAAUGCAUCUAGUACAAACACAUUAUUAUCAAAUUUAACUAUUGCUACUUCAACAAUUAAGUAUGAAUAUCAAAUAGCUAAAGCUCAUUUUACUCAACAACUUCAUCAAACAGGUAAUACAAAAACAGUCGAGAGUCCAAUGUUGUUAGAUAUAAUUUUGUAUGAUGCAGUUGUUUCAAAAAUAUAUUUACUUAUCAAACAAGGAAGAACUGAUGAUAUCGACAAAACUUCAAACAAUGAGUUUAUUCAAAUAUUAAUGCCAUAUUGUGUGGAAUUGGCCACUUUAACAUUUUCAAGUAUAAAAAAAAAUUUACUUCAACAAAUUAUAAAUUUAAAUCAUGCUCAAACAUUUUCAUCUGGUGACAUAACUAAUUUAGAGAUAAUUUUAUCAAUGACUAGCAAUCAGUCUUCUCUUGAAUUUUCUCCAAUAACUUACAAUUUGCCAUUUUUGUUGUUUGAUAUUAUUCCUUCUUGGAUUAUUUCUGUUAUAACUAAAUGGAAUAUUGUUUCAAUUGGUACAAAUUUAAAGACUUCAAAUUUUGAUACUCUAGCAGAAAAUUUGAUCUUAAAUAUUAUUAGACAUCACGCAUCAUUUGUUUCUAGUCAACCAAUAUAUUUUAAUACUCAAUCAUUGAAGAGAUUACUCUAUACACUUAUUAUAUUUAUCACAGAAAACAUUCAAUUGUGUACUGAUUGUAAAUUGAAAUCAGAUUUUGCUAAUCUACUGAGUUCAAUGACAAUCGAUUGGUCAUCAGAGUAUUUGUUGGAAAGUAUUAUUCCUACUUUAGAAAAAUUAAAUAACUCAUGUGAUCAUGAUUCUGCUACUAUGAUAGCUAUAAAAAUCACAAAGAAUAUAAGAAAACUGGCUAUUCAAUACAAAUGUGAUGAUACAUCUAACACGGAUUAUUUAGUUGAAAAAACCUUGAUACACGGUUUAUUUUGGAUUGAACAGUUGAUUUUUGAUUUUUCUUCAGCUCGUUAUGCUGUAUUAAGGACAUUUUGUGCUAAUGCUCACAAAGGAGAUAUUUUAAUGAAAAAAUUUAUAUCCUCAGGAAUUUUUGUUCGAGCUUUUGUUCGAUUGGCUAAUCGUUUAUUUUCAAAUUUAAAAACAAAUAACCAUAAAGAUAUUAAUAUCAUGUGUCGCACAAUAAUUCAAUUAUCAACUGAUUCAAAAAAUAGACUAGAUUUAUGGUUACAACGGAUUAUUGUUGGAUGGAGUAAAGAUAAAGAUUUGAUUGAUGCUGUCAAUAUUUUGACUAGUGAACUUAAUGUUUUUUUAAAUGAAAAACAUUCAAAUGCAAUCAAACAUUUUACCAAUAAUAUAUCUUCUUCAGUUGAUCCAGAUGAAAAUUUUGAUCUAAUAAAAAAUAUUAUUGAUUUUAUCAUUACUUUAGAUACAAAUGAUGAUUUGAAAGCAAAAGCUUCAUUAUGUUAUUUGGAUACAUUAAUACCAAUUGUGACUUACACAUUAGCAUUUGAAAAUGGUGCAGGAUUUUCAAAAAUAUUUGCACAAAUGGUACGAUUAGCUGACUGUGGAGGUUCUGUUGGUCAUAUAAAACUAUUUAAGGCCAGCAUUAAAUUAUUGGAGACCAUAAAAAAUUGGCUCAAAAAUAAUAUGAUGCCUAUAAGUGAUUAUGAUCAAGUUUAUCCUCCUAUUGUAAUUGCUUCAAGUUGUGUCAUGAACUACUUAUCUGAUGUAAUAGCUGCUAUGCACAUUGAUAUAGAAAAUAAAGCAUAUCCUCCACCUCUAGAUACCAUGUCUUUACAUUACUAUGAUGGUAUGGAGUUAGAUGGAUUUUUGCCAUGUAAUGAAAAGGACAGUGAUACAUUAAUUGAAGAAUCGGAUGAAGAUAGUUUAUAUUAUAGACUGUGUACAUUUACUGUUACUCAAAAAGAAUUUAUGAAUCAACAUUGGUAUCAUUGUCACACUUGUAAAAUGAUCGAAGGAGUUGGAGUUUGUAGUAUUUGUGCCAAAGUUUGUCAUCGAGGACAUGAUGUCACUUAUGCAAAAUUUGGCAACUUUUUUUGUGAUUGUGGUGCUAAAGAAAAUAAUUUUUGUCAGGCCUUAACUAAAAGAAACCCAAAUUCAUUGCCUGAUAAUAAUAUUACAAAAGAAAAAUUUAACGUAGAAAAUGGUAAUUCAACAAUAGAUCAUGAUCGAAUAGAUACAGUUAGUUCAACUUUAACUAGUAUUAAUCAGGAUCCAAGAAAUAUAAGUACAAGAAGUCUUGAUUAUGAGUCAAUAAUGCUUAAUACCCUGAAUACCACAUGUAGUAAUACAUUAAUACCAAUUAUUUUUGAUCAAACUCAAAUUGUUGAACCAACAUUAGAUUUAUGUACUCAAUUGAUGAGCAUUAUUAUUAAAUCCGCAGAAAAAAAUUCUGCUAUUGGAUGCAAUACUAGAGCUAUCAAAACUCUGAAUGAGUUAAAAAAUUUAGAAAAAACAAUUGAAGUUUCAGAUAAUUUAAUGCUUCCUACUAUGGGAUCUCAAGAGGGUGCUUUUGAAAACGUUAAAAUGAAUUUUAGUGGUGAUCAAGGUCAAACUAUACGUCAAUUGUUAUCUGCUCAUAUGAUUCGUCGUGUAGCAAUGUGUUGCUUAUCAUCUUUACAUGGUAAAAGACAGCAUUUAGUUGCUGUUUCUCAUGAUAAAGGAAAAAUUGCAAUCUUACAAAUGAGUUCAUUAUUAAAGCAAUCCGAUGUAUCUAAACGUAAACUUACAUUAACACGACUUUCAUCAGUUUCUAUUCCUUUCACUGUAUUAUCUGUGACAGCUAAUCCAGUGAAUGAAGACUUUUUGUCAGUUUGUGGUUUGAAGGAUUGUCAUGUAUUAACUUUCAACACAAGUGGCACAGUUAAUGAACACAUUGUUCUUCAUCCAACUCUGGAAGUAGGUAAUUUCAUUAUUCGAUCUAUAUGGCUUCCAGGAUCACAGACUUGCUUAGCAUUAGUAUCAGCUGAAUUUGUUAAAAUUUAUGACCUAUCCAAAGAUGUUUUAAGUCCUCAAUAUUAUUUUCUUGUCCCUACUGGAAAAAUACGAGAUGUAACAUUUAUGUGUACUGAGGAAAGGUCUACUAUGAUAUUAAUAUCUUCUGGAGGAUAUAUAUACACACAAGAUAUGGACUCCAGUAGUUCUGCAGUUCAUGGUCCUUUUUAUGUUACCAAUACAAUAGACAUUGUUCAUCCAGAUAUAAACGAUGUUAAUGGUCAAGUUUGUGGCGGUGGAGUAUCAGUAUAUUAUUCUCAUAUAUUAUCAUUGUUAAUGUUCAGCUAUGUGACUCCUGGACGAACUUUUAUUGCUCCAUUAGAUGAUGAACGGUAUCAAGGAGGUGUUAUUACUUUACAUCCUGUUUUUGCAAUCAAUUCACAAUCACUUAGUCCUAAUUCAAAAAAUAAGAAUAUCAGUCAAACAUCAACUACUGUUCCUCCUACUCAGCCUAUGUGGCAAUGGUCUGAAGUACCUGGACACCCUGGCCUAAUUUAUGCAAUACUUCAAUCGAGUAACACGCCAGUAGUUUUUAUGAUAACACCAAAACAUAUUAUCAUUCAAGAAAUAAAAUUAGCUCAAACAAAAACUAAGAUAACCGAUAUGGUUGCGGUUCGCCAUCCUUUAUCCAAUGGAUUUUAUAGAACAACAUUAAUCAUUUUGUGUGAGGAUGGAAGUCUUCGUAUGUUCUUAGCAUCAAAAGAGCAAACCGAUUUUUGGCUAUCACCAAAUAUUCAACCUUCACGGCAUACAAUAUUUUCUAAGAUUAAGAAGAAAAAAAUUAAUAAGUCUGGACGUUCAACAGGAAAUAAUUCGUCAUUUCCUGUUGAUUUCUUUGAAUAUUGUGUUGCUAUGAAUGAAGUAGAAUUUGGAGGUAAUGAUUUACUACAAAUCUAUAAUCCUCAACAAAUUAAACACAGAUUAAAUAGUAAUGGUAUGUAUGUUGUAUCAACAAAACCACGCUUUUCAAUUGAAAUAACAAACAAUGAUAGUACAAUGGUUAUAGCUGGGAUAAGAGUUAAUGUUGGAAAUCAAGAUUUAGGACGUGCUCCUGGCUAUAUAGAAGUACUUGGUCGUUCUCAACAAUUGGUACCCAUCAACCGUAGUCGAUGGUUUGAUUUUCCGUUAACCAGAGAAGAAAGUUUGCAAAGUGAUAAAAAAUUAACCAUAGUGUUUGGACCAUCUAGAGAUUCUGAAGGAGUUAUUAUGGUUGAUUCUAUAAAAAUAUAUGGUAAAACAAAAGAGUCGUUUGGGUGGCCAGAUGAAGUUGAUGAGAUAAGUAGUGCUACAAUAUAUGGAUCAACAUCUUCAAGUACUGUUAUUACAAAUCAGUAUAACUCCCAAGAAAAAGAAUUACCUAUAACUAGUUGUACAAUAAAUCCUUUCGACAAGUUUGUGGUUGGAUUGUUAUCAAUAUUAGAAAAUAGCUUUAGUAUUUUGCCUUGUAAUGGUGAAACUGAAAAAUAUUCAAUUAACAAGAAUAAAGCUUUAAAUUUUGCAUUACAAUUACUAAAUCACAGUACUCAAGCUUGUAUUCAACUUCAUGCAAAAUCUUUGAUAGCAGUUAUACAUCCAGAUUAUCACAAUUACAAAGAUCAAUCAAUGUUAUGUCAUAUUAUGAAAGUAUUACAAGAAUUUGAAAAAAAUGACCCAAAAACCAUGGAUGCAGAAGCAUAUUAUAGAAUGGUUCUUAUUAUUCGAGGUAUUGUUAUUAACAGACCACAAAAUUUGUCAAAUUUUGAGUAUACUGAAAAUGCAGGUUUGAAUAUUGAUCAGUCUUCCCACUGGUGUCAACCUCUUAUUCAAAAAUUAAUAUCUGUCUUUUGGAUAUUAUAUUAUAGUAGGCCAAAAAAUUCUUUUUAUUGUACUAUUUAUAUUCCUGGUCUUAAACAUACUGAAGCAGUUGUUUAUGCUCUUGUUGAAAUAUUGCAUUCUUUAUUAUUCUAUGAAUUUUCUGAUUUUCAACACUCUCAAAUUAAUACUAUUUCAAAAUACUACCUUGAUUUUUUACUGUGUGAAGACAUAGCUGUUAGUUACACUGUAAAAUUAGCAUUAGCUAGAGCAUUGAAGCCACAUAUUUUGAAUAAAAAAUAUCAACAAAUUGCUCGCGGAGAUAACUCUUAUAAAGAAUCAUUGACAGUUAAUGCAUCAAAUAAAGAAUCAGUGCUAGAUGAAGAACAAAUGCCUCAAGAGUCUUUAGAAGAAAAUGUGCAGUAUGAAGUUGAUGAACCAAUUAUCUUAUUGGAUCCUAGAGUUGAACCGCAAGAACAAGACAGACAAAACAUGGAGGUUUUAAUUGGAAAUGUUCAGUUUCCUGGUCUUAUUAUACCACCUGAUGAUGAUGAAGCUAUGGUUGAAUUAGCAAUUGCAUUGAGUUUACAGGAUAAUGAAAAUAUAGGAAACAAUGCAGACUUGCAAAAUAUACAACAAGGAUUUGUCGAAUUACAAGGUUUAAAUGCUCCCGUUGCUAUACAAAAUUUACAAGAUAUGUCAUCCCAAAGUAAUGACAAUGGUCCAAAUUCAGAAACACAAUCUGCUCAACAAGGUCAUUUAAGCGAUACAACUGCAUCAGCAGCAGGAUCGGAUGAUGAAGAUACAAAUGCUGUACCUGAUAGAGGCACUUUAAGAACUUCUCCAGUUCAAAAUCAAAUACAAAGGGAAGUUGACGAGGAAGUAUCAUAUGAUCAUGACUUGGAGAUAAACAAUCAUUUACACACUUUAAGAUUAUCCUUACUAGAGAAAUUCAUUAAUCAUAUCCCCAAUCUACAUCAUACUGGUGGAAAAAGAGCUAUUCCAUUUUUCCAAGUAGUUUCAUGUAUUGUAUCUGAUAUAGAUUUAAAUAAUGAAAGAGAUAAAGAAUAUUUUACUGAACUAUUGCAAAUGUUUAUAACUUAUAUUUGCCGUGAAACUUUAGAAGAUGCAAAUUUACAUAUAAGAAAUUCUCAAAGAGAAAUAUCUAUUAUUAUAAUGAGAUUUUUAGGAGUUUUAUUAGCAAGGCCAAAAUCUAGUUCAAAAUCUGUUCCAGAUCACACUACAUACAUAUCACAAACUACAGCAUCAAUGCUCAAACAUGCACAAUUCAUAUCAUUUUGCUUGAAAGCAUUAAAAUCUUUACAAGAAUAUUGGGCAAAGUUUAACAACGAUAAUGAUGAUAAUAGUGCUACCGUUGUUAGUGUUUUAUUAGAACCUAAUGGUCCACCUCAAGUUCCAGAUAUGAGUCCGUUCUUUUUAAAACCUUACUCUAUUAGCCAAACAAAAGAUAUAUUUCAUAACUAUUCGAUAAUAUUGACUGAAAUGCUGUUGCGUUUACCUUAUCAAAUACAAAAAAAUUGGUCUCAAUUAUCUUUUGAGCCAGAAUGGCUUACAGUAUUAUGUGAAUUUAUGGGCUUAAAAUCAAUCAAUCCAUUUAUUAAAAGACAAGUUCGUAAGUUACUUUUGUUUGUUUGUGGAAAUAAAGAUAAAUAUCGUCAGAUUAGGGAUAUGCAUGCUUUAUCUUCAAGUAUGAAGAACUUUCAAACUACAUGUGAUAUUGGAGAACAUGCUACACCUCAGUCAUUAAAUUUGACAUAUGAUAAACUUGUAGAAUUAGUUGAAGAUGUGAAAAUAUGUGUUGAUAUAGCAUCAAGCCGUAUGUUAAAUUGGCAAUUAUAUUGUCGCAAAGAAAGUUCUGUUUUACUUUACUUGAUGCGUGUGGCUUACCUUCUAGAUGAAGGUGUAUCAUCAACUAUUUUACAUUUACUUCAGUAUGCAAUUUGUGGAGCCAAAAAUCAAUCUGCUACACCAUCAACUAAAGAAUCAAAAUCAAAAGUUUCUAAGGUUGCCGAAGAUAUUGAAAAUGCUAUGCUUGAAGAAGCACAAUGUAUGAUACUUGUUAAAGAAUUGAACAAACGUUUAAACAGAGAUAUUUUAAGUCGUUUUAUUAAAACAUUUUUACUUGAAACAAAUUCAACUCAUAUUCGUUGGCAAGCUCAUGCUUUGAUAUUAUCCAUUUAUAGAAAUUCAGAACAAGAUGACCAAGAAAAACUUUUAGAGCUGUUGUGGUCAUUAUGGCCACAAUUGCCAACUUAUGGAAGAAAAGCUUUACAAUUUGUUGAUUUACUUGGCUAUUUUAGUUUCAAGUAUAAUCAGAAAGCUGCUACAUCUACUAAAUAUGCAGAACAAGCAAUUGAAUUAUUGAGAAAUCAAAAUCAUAAAUUAGCUUGUCAUCCUAAUGCUAAUUUAUAUACACAAAUAUCUCAGUAUGUAGAUUUGGAAGGUUUUUAUUUAGAAAGUGAGCCAUGCAUGGUUUGUAACAAUCCUGAAAUACCAUUUAGCAAUAUUAAGUUAACUUCUAUUAAAGUGGAUUCUAAAUUUACUACUACUACUCAGAUUGUUAAAUUAAUGGGAAGUCAUACAAUUAAUAAAAUAGUAUUACGCAUAACUGAUCUGAAACGUACAAAAAUGGUACGCACUAUGAAUAUUUAUUAUAAUAACCGUUAUGUUCAGGCUGUUGUAGAGUUAAAAAAUAAACCAGCAAUGUGGAAUAAAGCUAAAGAAAUAACUUUAACUUCUGGACAAACAGAAAUAAAAGUUGAAUUUUCAGUGCCAAUUAUUGCUUGCAAUUUAUUAAUUGAAUAUGCCAGUUUUUAUGAAAACUUGCAUGCUUCUUCAGAAACUUUACAAUGUCCAAGAUGUAGUGCAACAGUCCCGGCAAAUCCUGGUGUUUGUUCAAACUGCGGAGAAAAUGUAUUCCAAUGCCAUAAAUGCCGAGCCAUAAACUAUGACGAAAAAGAUCCAUUUCUCUGUCAUUCCUGUGGUUUUUGUAAAUAUGCUAAAUUUGAUUAUGUACUUACUGCUAAACCAUGUUGUGCUGUUGAUCCUAUUGAAAAUGAUGAUGAUAGAAAUAAAACAGUAGGCUCUAUAAAUUCAAACUUAGAAAAAGCUGAUCGUUUGUAUAAACAACUAGUAUCAUCAAAACCUGUUCUAGAAAACAUGUUGGUGAAAGUUAUGGAAAAUAGGUUAGAAAAAUCUAACAAUACCAACUUAGAGGAUAAUACUACUCCGAAUGUAGUGCCUGUGUCUGGUUUUGCUGCUGUAGUUAAUGGAGCUAUGAAUAAUAAUAAUAUAUCAUCUGGACCAGUUCAUCAAGUUAAUAGAUCUAUUCAACUUCUUGCUCAAAAAUAUGGCUCCGAGUGUCGUAAUACUUUUGAAGAUUUAAGCCGCAUUGUACAAAAAGUGCUGGCUAGUAGAAAAGAGUUAAUAGCAUUUGAUCAAAAACAACUUGGACAAGUCAAAUCAACCAGUCGCUUUAGUGGUACUGCAUAUUCUCUUUCUAUAUCUGAAUCAAUGACAUCUUUAACUUUGUCUCAUUCUGAAAUAACUUCACAACCGUCCAUUAGUACAAGUUGUUACGGAUGUAUAACAGCUGCUUUGGAACAUUGCUUUGUUAUGUUACGUGCAUUAGCUACUAAUAUGACACUCCGUAAAACACUUUUACAGCAAGGAUUAAUACAAGAGUUAGUUGAAAAUAAUAUAAGAAGAGGUUCUGCCCAGACACAAGAUGAAGUUCGAAACUUGCUAUGUAUUUUAAUACAAGAUAAUUCAAAGGCCACUGAAGAUCUUUGUGGUCUUUUAAGUCAAAGAAUAUCUCUUACUAUAAGAGGACCUAUAGCAAAUGCUGAUUUAGCAUUUGCGGUUAGGCCAGAAAUAUCAUUGUUAGCUACCAUGCUGUAUAAAGAAGAUUCUUGUUGGGAACAAAAAGCAAAAUGUGUUAUGCAAUUAUUCUUUAUGACUUGUAAAGAGUUCCAGUCUUCAGCUAUUGUUACUUAUAUAACACUACCAUGCUUAAAAAUGAUGCGUAAUAUAAUAAAACCACCAGCUCCAUUAGCUAAAAUUAACAAGGAAAAGUCAACAGAAAGUUUAUCAACCAUUCAAAGUUCAGAUCAUUUAAUGGUAGAUUUCAAAAAAUGGGCUGCACAAAGCCCUGAACAUAUGUUUAAUGUAUGGCGACAAAGACUUCAAAAAAAAACUUCAGAAAUUUCUAUAAAAAAAAUUAAAAACAAAAAAGAAAUAAGGCAAUAUUAUUUAGCUUCUAAAUACUUCAAAAAAUGGCGUUUAUUUUCUUUAAGGGAUAUUACUAAACCAUUCCAACUUUCUAAGUUGUCAUGGCUUAAACAUUUUCUAUUUUGUUCAAGUACAAGACUAUUAAGACAAGUUACAUGUGCUGUUUUUGAAAGUAUUGCUCAAGUUCCAGAAAGAAAAAAAGAGAUUUUAGAUCUUCUUACUGAAUUUUUAACAGAGUUAGGUAGUGCAGGAGAAAAUUGUGCUGAAUUCUUAGCUCUAUAUCAAAAUCUAAUCCAACAUACUCCUUGGAAACAAUACUUAGCCUUAAAGGGAGUGUUACUAAUGAUAUCAGAUAUAAUUACAAAAGAAAUAAAGCAUUUGCAUUACUUAGAAGAAACAACAUUAACUUCAGAUUUAUCACAAGGAUUUGUUUUAAAAAGUCUUACAGGAUUGUUAGCUUCAUUUUUAGAAGUUGAUAGAAUAAAACAACAGUAUAAAGGAAGGCUUGUAGGUGCUAUAUUAAAUGGUUAUCUUUCACUUCGUCGAUUGGUUGUACAAAGAACACGGCUUAUUGAUGAAACUCAAUCUCAACUUCUGGAUCUUCUUGAAGAAAUGACUUGUGGAACGGAAUCAGAAUCUAAAGCAUUUAUGGCUAUUUGUGUAGAAACUGUAGAAAAAUGUGAUCCUCAAGAUGUUCGAACUCCUGUCUUUGUCUUCGAAAGAUUAUGUUCUAUUAUUUAUCCAGAAGAAAAUGAUAUUGGUGAAUUUUACAUGAAUUUGGAUAAAGACCCCCAACAAGAAGACUUUUUACAAGGUCGUAUGCUUGGUAAUCCUUAUAGUAGCAAUGAAUCAGGUUUAGGACCAUUGAUGAGAGAUGUGAAGAAUAAAAUAUGUCAAGAUUGUGAACUAGUUGCAUUAUUGGAAGAUGAUAAUGGAAUGGAAUUACUAGUUAAUAAUAAGAUAAUAAGUUUGGAUUUACCCGUUAAAGAGGUUUAUAAAAAAAUUUGGCUUCCUGAAGGCGGUGAUAAUGAGGCUGCCAUGCAUAUAGUUUACCGUAUGAGAGGUUUACUGGGAGAUGCUACAGAAGAAUUUAUUGAAACAUUAGAUGCUAAAUCCGAUCAAGAAGUUAAUAAUGAAGAAGUCUAUAAAAUGGCUAAUGUAAUGGCAGAAUGUAGAGGAAUAGAAGUCAUAUUAAAUCGUUUAUCUACAAUUGAAGAUCUUUCUAGAUCACGUCCAUUACUUCAAGUAUUACUUAAAUUACUUAAUCUUUGUGUUAAAGUCAACCACAACCAAGAAGUAUUGACGGAUCCAAAAUUAGGUUCUAUUCCAAUAUUAUUAAGUACACUUGAACUUUGUUUGAAUAAUGAAGCUGAUGGAUUAUCCAAUACAUCUUUGACUGAACAAACUCUUGAUAUAUUAGAAACAAUUCUUUCAAAAGCUACAUCUCAAAGUCUUGAUAAUUUUGCUAAACUCUCUGAAACAUUUGGUCCUGAUGAUCAUAUUCAAUAUCUAUUGAAUUGUGCUUCUAAUGCACGUUAUAAUAUUGUACAACAUUUAACAAGAGUUUUAGCUGCACUAACUUACAACAAUCAAGCAAAAAUGAUGAUACUCAUGGAUCAUUUUUCAUCUGUAAUUUCUGAUUUUGAGAAAUUUGAUGAUGUUCACUCGGCUGAAGAUGAACAAAUGAUGAACCUAUUUUGUGAUUUGACUUAUGGCAUUGAAAACAAUUCUCUUGGAAAUACACUAAAAGAUUACAUAUUGUCCCUUGGAGUUAUUAAUAAUGUUAUUAAUUAUAUUACGCAUCAUGCACCUACUGUAAAGUCAACAUUGAAUAAAAAUAGUGAAAAGGAUGAAUGGAAAGAAUUUAUUUCCAAGCCAUCAUUGAAAUAUAUCCUAAGAUUUUGGACUGGAUUGGCUAAUGGUCAUGAAUCAACUCAAACUGCUGUAUCUAAUGAAUGUAUUUAUACUGUUCAUUGCUUAGAACAAGUUUCAUCAGAUGAGCAUGUAGGUUCUCUUGCGGAAAAUUUAUUAGAAGCAUUAAAAUCAAAUCCUAUUAUGGCUGAAAAAAUUGAACUUGUUCGUGAACAAACUAAAGCUGAGAAAAAGCGGUUAGCAAUGGCUAUGCGACAAAAACAACUUGGGCAGUUAGGAAUGCGUACAAAUGAAAAAGGUCAAGUAACUGCUGAAACAUCUUUAUUACAACAAGUAGAAGAUUUAGGUGAAGAAACUGGUCUUGUUUGUGUUAUUUGUCGUGAAGGGUACAAGUUCCAACCUACCAAAGUAUUAGGUAUUUAUACAUUCACCAAAAGGUGUGUAGUUGAAGAACAUGAAGUAAAAGCUCGAAAAACUAUUGGGUACAAUACCGUCACUCAUUUUAAUGUUGUACAUUUUGAUUGUCACAUGUCAGCUGUUAGACUUGCCAGAGUUCGUGAUGAAUGGGAAUCUGCAGCUUUACAAAAUGCCAAUACAAAGUGUAAUGGGUUAUUACCUAUUUGGGGUCCAUCAGUAGCCGAAUCAGCUUAUGCAAAUUGCUUAGCUAGACAUAAUUCAUAUUUACAGGAAGCUACUAGUCAAAGAGAUAUUAGCUACACUCAAACAGUACAUGAUCUUAAAUUAUUAUUGCUAAGAUUUGCACAAGAAAAAAGUUUCCAUGAAGAUACUGGAGGAGGUGGUCCUCAAUCUAACAUGAACCUCGUACCAUAUCUUAUACAUAUGGCCUUAUAUGUAAUAAAUACAACUAGACGUUCAAGUAUAGAAGAACGUAAUCUUAAAACAUACUUGGAAAUUAGACCUGGUGACAGAAUGAUUGAUAAUUUCUAUGAUACUGAAGGACCUUUGUAUUGGUUAACCAUGACAAUAUUACUAACACCUUAUUCUACUUGGACAUCAAAUGCCCGUUUAUUACACUUACAUCGUGUUAUCUUUAUGGCUCAUGUUCACCAUACAAAUUCAUCUAUAGCCCCAAACAUCCGUUCUAUACCAACUACUCCUUAUGAUUAUACAGCUUAUAAACCAGUACUUAUGUUCUUUGCAAUUAUCAAUACAAUGUAUGAUUAUUAUUUUAAGAAUGUAGAGGUGUCAGAAAGUAAAAACUGGCCAACAAGUUUGGCUGAUUAUAUAAGACACAAUGAUGAAAAUUUACUUAAAUUAUCUGAAAAAAUGAUGACAACUUUUAGUGAAGAUUUCUUACCUUGCACUUCCUUUGAAGAGUACUGUGAUGUUGCUCGUCUUGAUAUAGGUGAUCCUGCAAACUAUAUUAAAAGCAUAUUAAAUACAUAUAUUUAUUAAUUUAUUAAAAAUUUGAAAAACGUAAUCACCUGUCAUAUAUUUUUAAAUAUAUACUAAUUAUUUAUUAACUACAUUAUAUUUUCUUGUAAUUCAUUUAAUAGCAAAGUAAAUAAAUUAAAAAUAUAAUUUUCAGAAAGCUA